CCCCCACACGAUGACCUUUCCCACACCCCGCACCUCCUCCUCCCAACAACCAGAGCAUGGUCGGGCCUUCGCCGUCGGCCGCCGCCCGCCCAUCCACGGCCAAGCCUCCGCCGCCGCUCCACGGCCAAGCCUCUGCCGCCGUUUGCCGCCUCCACGGCCGGGCCUCUGCCGCCUUCCGUCACCCGCCCAUCCUCGCCCUCCUCCGCCGCCGCUCCACGGCCGGGGCUCCAUCCUCCGCUGCCGCCCGCCCAUCCUCUGCCGCCGGCCGCCGUCCGCCUCCAGCCGGUCCUCUUCUCCGCCGCCGCGAGCGUGAGCAGCCCCCCUCCGCCCCUGGCCGUUGCCGGUGCGCGUCGGCUCUGCCUCCCCACAACGUGCGUCCGCUACACGCUUCCCACGACACGCAAGGGGAUCUCUUUCUGCAACGAAUCCCUCACCAAUUUGAGCGUCGAGGACAGGCAUAUCCUUUCCCUGAAUAUGGCCUACGUACAGAGGUGAAAGCUUUAUCAAUUAAUAGGAAGUUUGUGAUUGGAUGGAUGCUCCCAACAACCAGUUCUUCCAAGGACAUCCCCGUGGCUCCGCGACACUCUUUCAGAUUUUGCUAAUGGUCAUAGCUCCAAAUUUCAUCUUGGUAAAUUCAUGUGCUUAACUUUUCUUUUAGGUAAGCUAAGUUUCUCUUCCCGGGGUUUAUAUUGCCUGGACGUUAAUUUUUCUAUUGCCUCAUCUUGGGUCAUACUUUGUGAUACAACCAUCUAUUUUUAUGUGCCUUGGCUUUAUUAUUAUUUAUUUUGAGUUCACUCAACAUAUCAUAAUCUUUUUUUGCUUUAUCCGCAUUUUAGUUCAACAUGCCAUCUUGCAGACAUGGCUACUAUAUCUGUUUGUUUCAAGCAUCAGCGGCAUCCAUGGGCUUGACAACAAUCUGAAGCGAGUAAUUGGUGGUGAGAGAUUUCUGAAUAAUGUAACCUGAAUAAGGAUGCUAUCGUGCUAUUCAUCUAUGUAUGCUGCUAUUGUAGGAACACAAUUUCUGAAUAACCAAAUUGGCACAUUUUCAGAUCAACAUUUUGUCUUCAACAUUACUAAAAAAUUUAGAGUUCUGAUUCAAUUGUAUUUCAGAAUACUUGCGACCUGAAGAAUAGAGCAAUUCUUAGUGUUUGUUUGGAAGCCUUUUUUUAGAAGUAUUUAUAUAGGUUAUUUAAAUUGGGUUCAAUUAUUUUUCCUUCAAUGAAAUUUCAUGCCCCUAUAAAUAUAAUCUCUUAACUAUCUAAACAUGCAUUGCACUAUGUGUUGACAUGCUACCAUUGUCUAAUAUAUACCUAAACUUUCAUUUUACUCCACCCGAAUUUUCAUUUUUGAGUGGAUUUUUUUUGUGGUGAUAGCUGCCCUUGGUAUUGGAGAAAACAUUUUUUAUUUGGGCAGCCCGGUGCAUGUAGCUCCCGCUUGCGCAGGGUCUGGGGAAGGGUCCGACCACUUUGGGUCUAUAGUACGCAGCCUUUCCC
Messenger RNA from Triticum dicoccoides, 1493 nucleotides. RefSeq lists its product as uncharacterized. Bases 57 to 602 code for a protein of 181 amino acids. The record is from RefSeq and is a predicted model, not a curated record. NCBI's taxonomy places the organism in Eukaryota, Viridiplantae, Streptophyta, Magnoliopsida, Poales, Poaceae. The transcript is spliced from 3 exons.